CCUCAUGGCCCUCCACUCAGCUUUGGCAAUUUCAAAUAGAAGACAACAUGGAAGUAUUGGAACUCCCCGAAGGAUUCUUCGGGGAUCUUUCCUUCGUGCAGAUACGGAUAAACAACACGGCAGUGAAGAAGGUCCACCUGUCAGCCAUGCUACCUUGGAAAGACUUGCAUAUGAAACUCGUCAUUAUCGAUAGCCUUCUCGAGAACUUUCCUUUUAAUAUACUUUCUGAAUUCCGCCAUCUGGAAAGCCUCUAUCUCUACAACAAUUCAUUGACCUCUGUCCCGCCCUUCAGGAGCGACAGCCUAGAAGUACUCAGUCUUCGACACAAUAUGAUCAGGGACGUGGAAUUGAAUGAAUGGGAUACUCCUAAAUUGAGAACAUUGGAACUCAACAACAAUUUCUUGACCUCUGUUCCGGCCUUCAAGAGCGGCAGCCUUGAAAUACUCAGUCUUACCAACAAUAACAUCACGAGUGUGGAGUUCGACGGAUGGGUGACUCCCAAAUUGAGAGAACUCUGGCUAUUUAACAACUUGUUGUCUUCUGUCCCGGCCUUCAAGAGCGACAGCCUUGAAAUACUCAGUUUAUACGGCAAUAAAAUCACGAAUGUGGAAUUCGACGGAUUGGGGACUCCCAAGUUGAAAAAACUCUAUCUCUACAACAAUUCCUUGACCUCUGUCCCUGCCUUCAACUGCGGCAGCAUAGAAAUACUCGGUCUUCACACCAAUAAGAUCACGAGUGUGGAGUUCCACAGAUGGGUGACUCCCAAAUUGAGAGAACUAUACCUCUACAACAAUUUGUUGACCUCUGUCCCGGCCAUCAAGAGCGACAACCUAGAAAUACUAAGCUUGUAUGGCAAUAAGAUCACGAGUGUAGAGUUUCACGAAUGGGUGACUCCCAAAUUAAUGGUGCUCGACGUCAACAAUAAUUUGUUGACCUCUGUCCCGGCCUUCAAGAGCUACAGCCUGGAAAUACUUCGCCUUGAUGACAAUAAGAUCACGAGUGUGAAGUUCGACAGAUGGGUGACUCCCAAAUUGAGAGAACUCUACCUCUACAACAAUUUGUUGACCUUUGUUCCAGUCUUCAAAAGCUACAACCUAGAAACACUCAGUUUACAUGCAAAAAAUCCUCUGUCAAGACUCCCAUCAGCAGCAAUCAAGGGUAUGAAGAAACUGGAGGAAUUCUUUUCGUCAGAGUGCAAUCUGGGUCCAACACUUUCAAGAGGCGUCCUGGAAUUCCAGAGCAAGGCCUUGAAACUGAUAACACUCUGGGGCAACAAUAUCUCCAAACUUGAUGAAGGAGCAAUCACAGGUCUUGGACCGAAUACCAAGGUUCAACUGACCAACAACGAAAUCGUCGUUUUGUCUGAGGACAGCUUCCGUCCGAUGCUGGACAUCCUCUCUACAGGAGAUGGAGUCCUCUAUCUAGACGUAUGCGGGAAGAAGGAAAGUCAAAUUCAACUAUCAGCAGGAGGAAACCCAUCUAAAAUCGGAGAAUGGCCAUGGCAAGCGGCCAUUUAUGACCUCACGAAGGGAGAUGUCAUUUGUGGAGGGGCUCUUAUUAGGGAAGAAUGGGUGCUAACAGCGGCCCAUUGUGUCGUUGUAUCAAGUUCCAUCCGAACUCGAAAUGUUACUGAAAUUUCGGUCCACCUAGGGAAACACAAUCGACACGAUCUCAUUGACAAGUACAUGCAGAUCCAACAGGUUCAGUGA
This is a messenger RNA of Darwinula stevensoni, 1709 nucleotides long. The record is from the annotation of a GenBank genome assembly. NCBI's taxonomy places the organism in Eukaryota, Metazoa, Arthropoda, Ostracoda, Podocopida, Darwinulidae.